AUGAUGAAUGUCCCAGACAUCUCCCGGCAGCGAUUCACGGGCAAGGUCACUCGGUUUCAUGCAGAGAGAGGCUGGGGCUUCAUAGAUCUCAACGGCACCGACAUUAUGGUUCAUGUCAACGACUGCAAGCCAGAAGAUGUCGAGCUUUUCACAGGUGGCCAGCCAAGACCUGGAGACAUCGUUUCUUUCGAGGUCGAGCCACGCAAGGACAACCCUGGCCACAUGCAGGCCAAACGAGUCAUGGGUGGGACGGACGAGCGCUGCUGCAACACAAAAGGCAAGGGCCAAGCUGCCCCAGCGCAAGGCACCGGAAGGCACUUUGGUGUCAUCAAGGCUUUCAACACGAAAGGCCUUGGCUGGGUGCAAUGCAUGGAUGGAUCAACUGCCUGGAUAGAGCUGGCCGACUGCAUCGGCUCACGGCCGGUCACAGGUGACCGGGUCCAGUUUGACCUGCAGCCCUGCGAAGUGAAGCCAGGGAAGAUGCAGGCAGUCAACGUUACUGGUGGCACGGCCCCAAUGGAUCUUAAGGAUGCAGUUUUGGGCAAAGACAUGGCCAAGGCCAAAGCAGCUGCGCCAGCCCCUGUACUCCAGCUGAAGCGAAAUGCGAACGGCCACCUAGUCGGUUGUGUGUGCGCAGCAUGUCGACAAAGUGGUAUGUCAGACAUCCCCGUCAUGACGACGACGGCUGCGCAAAACUCUGUGAUCGAACCUCCUGCGAGCAAUGCAGCACUGCCUGGGCCGAAUGCGGGCAUCGCCCUUCCCAGCAUGAUGCAUGAAGCACCGAUGGCAGGGAUGAUCAAGCAGCGCAUGUCCGGAAGUAACAGAUCUAGCCCCUAUAGCGGGGGCAUGGGGAGCAUGGGCAGGCUGUACUAG
Symbiodinium necroappetens is the source of this 873-nucleotide messenger RNA. NCBI's taxonomy places the organism in Eukaryota, Dinophyceae, Suessiales, Symbiodiniaceae. The record is from the annotation of a GenBank genome assembly.